Molecule: messenger RNA, 1229 nt
Organism: Striga asiatica
Lineage: Eukaryota; Viridiplantae; Streptophyta; Magnoliopsida; Lamiales; Orobanchaceae
Source: the annotation of a GenBank genome assembly
AAGUCAUAGUAUCUAGGCAACAAAAAUCCCAUAUCUUCUUCAUCUCACUCAAUCACUUUCCUUCUUUCUUUCUUUCUUCCCCGACAUUCGCACCCAAAAACACAAAAAAGACGCAAAAAGAAAUAAAUAAUUAAGGAAAAAAAAAAAGAAUGGAGAAAAAUAGCAGCAUUUUGUUUCUAGCACUUGUACUUGCACUGUAUAGCUUCUCAAUGAAUGCCAAUGCCAAUGCCUUCACGGCUUCUAGAUGGACCCAAGCUCAUGCAACCUUCUACGGCGGCAGUGAUGCUUCCGGAACAAUGGGUGGUGCUUGUGGGUAUGGCAACUUGUACUCGGGUGGGUACGGGACCCGGACUGCAGCACUGAGCACGGCGUUAUUUAACGAUGGGGCAGCUUGCGGGCAGUGCUAUAAGAUGAUAUGCGAUUACAGGGCCGACCCUCAGUGGUGCAAGAGGGGUGUGUCAGUCACAGUCACCGCCACAAAUUUCUGCCCCCCAAAUUACGAUCUCCCAAGCAACAAUGGAGGCUGGUGCAAUCCUCCGCGCCAGCAUUUCGACAUGGCUCAGCCCGCUUGGGAAAAGAUCGCCAUCUAUAGGGGCGGUAUCGUGCCAAUCCUUUAUCAGAGGGUUCCUUGUGUGAAGCGUGGUGGGGUUAGAUUCACCAUCAACGGUCGGAAUAAUUUCGAGCUUGUCUUGAUUACCAAUGUCGCGAAUGCCGGGUCGGUCCAAUCGGUUCGGAUAAAGGGGUCGAAAACGGGUUGGAUGUCUAUGUCCAGAAAUUGGGGUGUUAAUUGGCAGUCUAAUGCCUAUCUCAACGGCCAAUCGCUGUCCUUCAUCGUCACUACCUCUGAUGGUAUCACCAAGACUUUCAUGAAUGCGGUGCCUUCCAAUUGGGCUUUUGGACGGACCUACGCGACCAGGGUCCAGUUUUAGAAUGGACAUGGGCCUUCCAUAAAUGGGCUUUAACUGUUGAUAGGCCGCGGCGUGCUUACUAUUUUAUUCAAAGCAGCCCGCCCGGAAAUUAUAUACUACAAGGGAGUAAGGGAAACAAUUAUUGUGAAAUGUUGAUGGUUGAGCCCAGACUGAGCCCACGUACUUGAGCCCAAAGGGAAUUGGCCUACAUAGUAAUUUUUGCAUUUUUUUCAAUUAUCAGUUGAAAAUAAUAAUAAUAAUAAGAAGAAAGUGAUUGAUUGUAUGGCUUCGGAUUGUUUGUCUCCAAAUUAUUUGUACCCA